Messenger RNA from Strongylocentrotus purpuratus (purple sea urchin), 1185 nucleotides. RefSeq lists its product as uncharacterized. The transcript has 2 exons. Lineage: Eukaryota; Metazoa; Echinodermata; Echinoidea; Camarodonta; Strongylocentrotidae. Bases 1 to 1185 code for a protein of 394 amino acids. Gene Ontology annotation, cellular component: membrane. The record is from RefSeq and is a predicted model, not a curated record. Gene Ontology annotation, biological process: neuropeptide signaling pathway. Gene Ontology annotation, molecular function: G protein-coupled peptide receptor activity.
AUGGAGAACAUUUUCACCUCGAACGCAACAGCCACAAACGGUUCGGUUGAUGAGGAGCAUCCCUUCAACGUUCGAUAUACUAUUCGCCUCAUCGCCAACAUCUUGGUGUUGCUACUCAGAUUACCCGGUAACUGUCUGAUUCUCCGUGUCUACUGGAUCAAGACUCGUAAGACCAGCACCGAUAUUCUGAUCAGAGCCCUGGCCUGGGCUGAUCUGGUCGUCUGCUUUCUGAGAAUAGCAGAGAUCAUCGCAAUUUCUCUUAGAUUGGCCGCUGAAUAUUCGAUGUAUUCCUUUCCCCCGGGCCCGGGGCUAUUGAUAGUAUAUGGUGUAUUCAUUGCACUUGCUGACGCAGCAAUAGCCUCGUCAUUCAGUAUCACUGCGGUGAUUGCGGUAGAACGCUAUGACUGCGUAUGCCGUCCGCAAAAACGGAUUUUCAACCCCCGACGGUCUAAGAUUGCUGUUUUGGUCGCAGUGUUGUUUGCAAUUGCUGUUAAUGCUGCACUAAUUGCCCGGGUUAUCUGCAUAGGAUCGUCUUGCACUGUUACCACUUCGUUUGUAGUAUACUGGAACAUAGAAGUGAUUGUAGAGGCAGUUUCAUUUGUAAUCGCGUUGGUGAUAUUUGGUGUGUGUUACGGGAAAGUUUACGUCACCAUCCGUAAACACGUCAAAGUAGGGCCCGCCCAAGCUCCAACUGCACGCGAUGCUGAACGCAUUCCGAGUGAUCUGAGAGUCGGACGUCAAGUUAACUGCUCGACACGACCGACACCACCUCAACAGAACAUUGACUCACCGACAAGUGAAUCAUUUGUGGAGGAGGCCGUGACGAGGUUUGUACAUCCACCAAGCACAAGCUCGUCAAUGCACGCAAACUCUCACCAAACGAAACCCAACGAUGCAUGCACUGCUGCUCACGUUGUAUCUUUUGCCACACGAGACUCUCCUGGCCCUAGCCAACCCAAUGUGAUCCCCGAACCCAAAGCCAAAGCUUCGCCCCAAGACAAUACCCCAUCGCAGAGGCAGAGCCGUCCAGAGCAAGGACACGCCCCUCAAAGGGUCGGUGCUGCCAAACUACAGCUGCCCGGUAACUGCCUGAUUCUCCGUAUCUACUGGACAAAGACUCGUACAACAAGCACCGAUAUUCUGAUCAGAGCCUGGCCUGGGCUGAUCUGGCUGUCUGCUUUCUGA